Molecule: messenger RNA, 938 nt
Organism: Filobasidium floriforme
Lineage: Eukaryota; Fungi; Basidiomycota; Tremellomycetes; Filobasidiales; Filobasidiaceae
Product: putative vesicle membrane protein
Exons: 3
Coding region: 109-786 (225 amino acids)
Biological process (GO): endoplasmic reticulum to Golgi vesicle-mediated transport
Cellular component (GO): Golgi apparatus
Molecular function (GO): SNAP receptor activity
Source: RefSeq, a predicted model, not a curated record
GGAUUCGCGACAACAUCAACCUCCUGAACAAUCUCCUCACCUUAUACACACAUACACUCUCACACACACACAUAGCACAUCCACCCCGCACACGCUAUCGCCACCACCAUGAAGGUCUACUCCAUCUCCCUCCUCUCCAUCAACUCGGCCACGCCCGCCACCUCGACCGUCCUCUGCCAAGUCAACGACCUCAGCAGCUUUAGCUUUUAUCAACGAGGCAGCGUGGGAGAGUUUAUGGGGUUUUUCACCAAGACCGUCGCCGAAAGGACCUCCCCCAACACCCCCUCUUCCGUCGAAGAAAACUCUUACAAAGCACACGUCUUCCGGACCCCCUCCGCACCCGGUAAAACAGGUUUAGCAUGCGUGAUGAUCACCGACCUGGAAUACCCUUACCGACCGGCUUUCACGCUGAUCACCAAGAUCUUGGACGAACAAUCCUCGCUCGUCUCUCAACUCCCUACUCCCGGCUCCUCUUCCAUCGCCGGUGGAAGUAACCCGUCUAUGGCGGCCUCGGGCGGCCUAUCUCCGGCCCAAAAAGGUAAACUCGAAGCCACCCUCCAACAAUACCUGACCAAGUACCAAGACCCCACCCAAGCGGAUACGAUCAUGAAGGUCCAAAAAGAGCUCGACGAGACCAAGAUCGUGCUCCACAAGACCAUCGAAUCCGUCCUCGAGCGGGGGGAGAAGAUUGACAACUUGGUCGAGAGGAGUAACGCGUUGAGUAAUCAGAGCAAGAUGUUUUAUCGGACUGCCAAGAAGCAAAACUCGUGCUGCGUGGUCAUGUAAUGUGAAACGAGAACCUUGGAAUCGGGAUCGCCAACCUCGAACCUCGACCGUGGACCUCGAUAUCCUUUUACCCUGUACCUGUACCUUUACCUUUUUCGACUUUUCUUGUUCGACUAUUCUUCGUCGGCUUUUUCCUUCUUCGUCGGCCUCGU